GACAAAAGCCCAAAGGGGACAUGAAUUCAUUAAAUAUAUGUAAACACUUUCCUGAUAAUAACAAAUUAUGAUUUAAUUAUGAAAUAAUGAUAAUACUUUCAGGUCUUUUGUCAAGAGCUUGAUUUAGUAUCAGAUGUUCAAAAAUCACAUCUUCAGAGUUGCAAAAACACAAAACAAAACAACUUCAAUUUACCUCAUUGAAGGUAGAGAAAUCCUGGCAUGCACAGAGUGAAAAAGUACAUCUGUUUUGUCUGGAAACCCUUGGGACAUGGGACAAGUAGAACUUUUGGUCAGCCAUGCAGAUUUAUGUAGAUCUAGACAUCUUUCCAUAAGGUCAAAAUAAUUAAAUCGUACAAAUUAUAACCUGAAUGAAAGGUUGUCACUUUGGAUGCAUAAUUUUCUCUGAGGCAAAAUUUUACCAGCAUAAUCAUGCAACUAGGCUAGCCUCUGCUACACUAAUGUCUGUGUGAAUAUAUUUUUAUGUGAUAAGAUUUUUAAGAGUGUGUACAAAGCUUGUUUUUAAAUCCACUGGUCCUUGCUCACCAUAAGAACAAUGAAGUUACAGCAAGCUUGAUUUAGAGGGAAUGGGGUUGUUACAAACAGCACACUGGCCGCCACAAGACAGCAAGUGUUUUGUUAAAUUAUUGGUUUGUGUCUUUCUUGAGAUUUGAUGGUUUAAAGUGUAAAUGUGCACAGUGCCGCUGGCCAAGCAGACUCAGCUCUCCACUUAUAAAGGCUAUAAGCUUCAAUAUAGUGGUCACAUGUUUGACUCCUGGCCCCACCAACCUUUUGUUCCACUCUCUACUUUCCACAUUUCCUGUGUGUCAUCAGCUGUCCUAUCUCAUAAAGUGAGAUUAAGUGUAAAUGUAGACCUAACACCUAUAGUAUUGAGAAACAGAUUCAAUAUUUUUCAGUUUGGAGUCACCAAACACCCCUGAACAAACCCUUUUCCUUAUCUGUAAUUUCAAAAGGGUGUCUCCUGUCUGAAAACAACAUUUUUUGUGAUUUAAAAGUCUGACCCCUAGCUUUUAUGUGGUCAUGUAGCCAUUGUUCGUCUCUGUCAUCGUGGCUCAACUCAUUAUCUCCGUUUCAAAAAUGGCAACAUGUGCCUCGCUUCUAAAAACAGCACGUCCCAUGGUGCAGAGCCUCACUAAAAUAGCUGCGGAUACAAAGCCAUGAAACCCCUCUAAUACAGGACCCUCAAAGUGAAGCUGAUCAGUUAUCCAAUCAAGACGAGCAGAGAGGAUCAGAGGGGCUGGAGAACAAAAUUUAUCAGAGUGAAAGUUUUGACAGAGACAGACUUUUGAGAGAGAGUUUGCCAGAGCUAACUUGGAAAAUAAAAUAUAUUAAUAUUGAGCGGAGGAGAGAAGAAUCCAGAUUGGGAAAAGUAAGUUGGACCAACUUUUUGAUAAUAACCUUUUUUUUUUCUUUAAAGCAUACAGACUAUCUGUAAGAUGGUUUCACUCUAUGUUUUUAUAACAGUAAUAUCAGCCGUUACGCAAUUUGUGCGCCUUCCAGUCACAGUUCUUUUUCAGUUCUUUUUGUUGUGUGAAAACAUUAAAAUUGGGCAUAAAUAAAAGUGUGGCUUUCUGACAGGAUUGCUGUUUGGUGGUCUGGGGGCAUCAGUGAUGUGCAGUGUGGGUGGUCCAGGUAGAGCCAAGCUGGACUGCAGCGUCCUGGAGGAGGACUGGCAGAGAGGACAGAGCUACGCGGCUCACUGGCACAGCCUUACUGGAGUUACAUCACAGCAUCACAGGUGAGUGAUGGCUACCUCCGCAUCAACAGGCUCAAAUAUCAUAACAAUAAAAGGAAGGAACAUCAGUGUGUCUGUUUGUCUCCUGACUCGAACAGGCUGGAAGUAAUGGAGGCAGAUCACUCAGUGAAACACAGAGAAGCCAGAAAACUCCUGCAGCGAUUCCUGUCAGGGGCCAUCAGCAAGAAUAACACACACUCCAAAACUCACUUGACUAGUCAACCCAAUCAGCCAACAUCUGACCCCUCUGACAUGACGGGGUCAAAGGUAAAACAAGAUCCAGGUCGGAGUGAAGACUACUGUGUGAUCAUGAAGCCAAGGAGCAGUGGGCUGGAGAUGAGUGGGAGGAAGAGUGUGGUGAAGAUGACAAAGUUGCAGAGGUUCCUCGGCUGAAUUUUAUUCUCUCAAAGUUUUUUGACAAAUGAAAAUGUGCUUUUAGCGAGGGCAACUUUUUUUGUACCUUAUCUGUGAUAGUUUUUGUGUGUGACAAAAAUUUGUAUGUGUUAUGGCACCUUUUGUUUCCAUUUCAAGAACUAGUACUUUAAUACUAACGAUGAAUUUGAUCCAUACUAACCUUCAACAUGUGUCUAAAACUAGUCAGAUAGAUCAGAUUACUGUGAAAUGCCUUUAAUACUCAUUUGUUGUUGAAAUAUGUUCAGCUGAGAGAUAGAUUGUGCAUGAAAUCUUGUGGAUUGUAAUAGUAUAAUUUGUAUUUUACCGUGACUAUUGAAAAUGUAACUGUAAUCAAGUUUUUCUUGCUUUGUUUAAUAGAUGGAGAAACAAAGAUAGAUGGAAAAUAAAUUUUUGAAUCAUACUUUUGUCUCUA
This is a messenger RNA of Xyrichtys novacula (pearly razorfish), 2579 nucleotides long. Lineage: Eukaryota; Metazoa; Chordata; Actinopteri; Labriformes; Labridae. The record is from the annotation of a GenBank genome assembly.